Molecule: messenger RNA, 759 nt
Organism: Candidozyma duobushaemuli
Lineage: Eukaryota; Fungi; Ascomycota; Pichiomycetes; Serinales; Metschnikowiaceae
Product: putative rhomboid protease
Exons: 2
Coding region: 1-759 (252 amino acids)
Cellular component (GO): membrane
Molecular function (GO): serine-type endopeptidase activity
Source: RefSeq, a predicted model, not a curated record
AUGGCUCCUUUACAAGCCCACUUGCCUAACGCAGACACCUUGGAUAACCUCCCUGCCUUCACUGUAGGGUUCACCAUCUUCGCUGUGGGCUUCUUUGGAUUCUACCCUCGCGACUCCGAUGCUGUUAUCUUGGAGCCACAUGCGCCAUUGAACCUCAACUUGAACGCCAUUCUGUUUUACAUCUUCCCACAUCUCAAUGUGUUGCACUUGUUGUUGAACCUCGCGUCUUUGGCGCCGCUCUUGGCUCGCUAUGAAAGAAGCCAUGGAACUGUGUAUACCGGUGUCACCAUGAACAUCUUGGCAGUCGUGGCGGCAUUGCAAUACUGUUUAUUGGGUCUAGUCUUGUACCCUACGCAGCAUGUGGCUGGCUUGCUGGGAAUCUUCUUCUCGCUUUUGUCGUUCUACUGCUACAAGGAGCACUUCACUCACCCCUCUGUGUACACAUUCCGUACACAGGGCAACGAAUUCCCAAUCCCAACGCUUUACGUCCCAUUCCUCUACUUGUGCUUGCUUGCGUUCCUUUUCCCCAACUCGUCCUUCUUUGGCCAUUUGGCGGGAAUCAGCGCUGGCUUCUUGCUUGCUAUGGGCAAGAUCAACUUUAUCCCUGUCAUCAGUACCUUGCACAACAUUGUUGUGUGGACUAGAGAAGAAGAAGCCGUCAACGAGCGCAAUGUGGGCUACAAGCCUUUGUUGACUGCCGAUGUCGAACAAGGCGAGUCCGCUUCAUUCGAGGGUUUCGAAAGAAGGUUGGGCAACUAA